UUUAAGUGCUGCGGCGGGGAAGAUUACAGAGAUUGGUCGCAGAACGCGUACCACAGCUGCGCGGCGCCGGGACCGCUGGCCUGCGGCGUGCCCUACACUUGCUGCGUCACGAACAAGACAGACAUUGUCAACACUAUGUGUGGAUACAAAACCAUUGACAAAGAGCGCUUGAGCGUUCAGCACGUUAUCUAUGUCCGGGGAUGCACGAAUGCAGUGCUUAUUUGGUUUUUGGACAACUACAGCAUCAUGGCUGGCGUGCUGCUCGGCAUAUUGCUGCCCCAGUUCCUGGGGGUGUUGUUAUCCUUGCUUUACAUAACGCGGGUGGAAGACAUCAUCACCGAGCACAAGCUGAGCGAAAGGCUGUUUGAAGAAGCGCGGCAGAGAGCCGCCCCCGAGCUUGCUGGAGCCGGCUGCUGCAUGUGUUACCCGGGGUGA
Molecule: messenger RNA, 435 nt
Organism: Phaethon lepturus (White-tailed tropicbird)
Lineage: Eukaryota; Metazoa; Chordata; Aves; Phaethontiformes; Phaethontidae
Product: tetraspanin-15-like
Exons: 4
Cellular component (GO): membrane
Source: RefSeq, a predicted model, not a curated record